AUGGGCUACAACAAUUUCCCACGACCCAUUGGCCGCGUGCGCCCGACGCGUGGCGGGAUCUCAGCGGAUCCGCGACGUGGCCAGUAUCUUUGUCUAGGGGCCGUCGGAUGCGCGGGAGCGACGGCUGGGAUUCGCGAGCCCCGACUUUUGUUUUUCUUCGUCUCUCUCUUCGCGCGGCUGAACUGGUCGCCCUUGCAGCGCUUUGGUAAUUCGUACGGGUCCUUGCGGCCGAGAAAGAAUGGCCCAUCCCAUGCAACACACAUUAAAGGUGGUUUGUUGGUUCGUAGCUUCGUUCGUUCGUCUCAUUGUUGCCUUCUUUCUGGUGGGAUAGCGCUUUUUCUCCUUGAAGAGCUCUCGUUGCUUCCAAAUCUACUGUCGAGAGAGAUGCUUCAGCUGGCGGACAAGGAAUGCUCCGCCGGCACACCCAGCGCUGGAAGUGGCGAUGGCGAUGACUCCUCCACCGGAGCGGGCGAUCAGGAUAUUUCUUCGUCGUUUCACAAAGGUGGACGAGCUCGAGGACGCGGAGGCUCUUCGUCCAGGUCCAAGCCCUCGGACAGGCAUCCAGUUUACAUCGGUGUACGCCGACGCAGCUGGGGGAAGUGGGUGUCCGAGAUCCGGGAGCCGAAGAAGAAGAACCGGAUAUGGCUCGGUUCCUUUCCAACACCGGAGAUGGCUGCUCGGGCUCACGAUGUUGCUGCUCUCUGCCUUCGAGGAGAGGACGCUCACUUGAAUUUUCCGGAUUCAGUCCACACUUUGCCUCGUCCUGAGCGUUUGUCGCCGAAAUGUAUCCAGGAAGCAGCUACAUCAGCAGCAAUGUCUUUCCAGGAUAGACUUCUUCCAUACACUGCUCCACAGCAGCAGCAGCAGCAGCAGGAACAGCAGGAGAAACCGGACCAAACUGAGCGGCACGAAGAGCAGCAACAGCACCAGCAGCAAAACUCCCAGCAGCCGGCUAAAGUCGUCAAGUUGGAAGUUUCUUCUUCUCCAGGUUCUCGCAGUAAACUCUCCUCUGAUCAUCACCGUCACUCAUCUCAAAUGCAAACGGCGGCUUCUGAUGCUACUGCAGCUGCUGCGGGGGCUUCUCCUCAGACAUUUGAGUACGUUGACGAGGAUUUCAUCUUCAACAUGCCCACCAUUCUAUCCAGUAUGGCUGAAGCACUGGCCGUUCCACUGCCACCACCACCGCAAGAUGAUCGCGACGACAACGAAGAAAAUGCUGAGGACGGCACCAUCUGGGAUCCAUCUACUUGGGAUCGCUACUCUUGAUUCUGAUUCUUUCUUUCUUCCUGGAAUCCUCAAGCUGUUUGUUGCAAAACCUGUAUUAACGCUUUGCUUGUAUGUCUUAAACAGCGAGCUUUCCAUCUGUUAAGACGAUUUGGUACUGCUGUUACUGGCCCUGCUGCAGUGCUGCAAGUGGCAAACAAGAUAAAUCAUCCAGCUUUUCUUUUUGGAAGUUGAUCUUACUUGUUUUAUAUGCCGCCUUCAAGGAUUUGGAGAUCAAGCGCAAAAGUAAAUUAAGUGUGCUAGUCGUCAAUGAUCGCGACAUUCCAAGUUUCUUCCUCUCUAAACCCGUUCACAAUCCUUGGCAUUCCACACCUUCAGUUUUCCAAACAUCAUCUAACAAAUAUAAAUAAAAUGAAAAGCAUUACCUUGGUUA
This is a messenger RNA of Selaginella moellendorffii, 1657 nucleotides long. Its product is annotated as ethylene-responsive transcription factor ABR1-like. Bases 1 to 1266 code for a protein of 421 amino acids. The record is from RefSeq and is a predicted model, not a curated record. Gene Ontology annotation, molecular function: DNA binding; DNA-binding transcription factor activity. NCBI's taxonomy places the organism in Eukaryota, Viridiplantae, Streptophyta, Lycopodiopsida, Selaginellales, Selaginellaceae. Gene Ontology annotation, biological process: regulation of DNA-templated transcription. The transcript has 2 exons.